GAAAUAGAGCAAAGGAAUGAACAGGCUGAUGAAAGUGGAAGCAAAGCAAGAAAGAAUAUGGCUGUGAGCCCAUUUGAUAAAAACAACUCUUCAGAUCCUCCCUUUGGUGCUAAUGAAGGAGUAGUUGACAUUGUUGUGUCACCACAAGAGACAAGAAAAACCUGUGAUGAUGAGCUUGAUGUAUAUGGAAGCAAUCCCGAGCUGAUCGAUGAUGGCAGUGAGGAACCAAAGUGUUUGCUCCGAGAAGAUGGUAUCAUAGAAGGACAAAAUGCGGGCUCAUAUGAGAAGUUGUGCAGUAGUGAAGCUGAUCUAGAUGACAGUUUGAUCCAGAAAAAGGUUGCAAUAGAUGAGCUAGCAUUAAAGCCAGACAACAAUGAACCAAUCCUUUGUCAAAAGCUUGCGUAUGAGAGUAAGAGCCCAUCAGAUGAGUCAAACAUUCACAUUGCUGUAGCGGAUGAAACUCAUGGACAGGAUUGUUUGCUUCUUGAUAAUGGCCUUGGAAGUGAAGAAACUAUGAAAUCCAGUGAGGAUUUAGAAAAGAGAAACGAUGGUUCUGGUAAUGACUACGACGAAAAGAGAUUUCAAACGCUAAAGGUUCUGGAAUCAUCAAUGGAGGAACGUAUUAACAAGGCACAUAAAACUGUGGCAUGGUUGAUAGAACGGAAAAACAUAAAAGAGAGACGACUAGCAGCAGCAGCUCGUUUGAUCUAGGCGUAUUCGAGGUUGGUUUUGGGCAGUCAAAUGCAAGUAGAUUAUCAAAGAUCAGUCUCACCUUUGUGAUAUUUUGGUUUAGUAUCUUUUAAUUUUCCUUCUUAGUAUCUUUUGAGGACUGGUUUGCUUUUAAGUGUUUCAUUUGUAUCUUUUGAAAUCAGUUAUGAGCUUCUUGGUGUGUUGCAGAUCAGAAUUUACUUACAGAGAUAUAGCUUCAUCCUUAAAUGGAACAGUCUGAUUCCAUCAAGUGUAAUAAAUCAUAUUUGAACCA
Arabidopsis arenosa is the source of this 982-nucleotide messenger RNA. Lineage: Eukaryota; Viridiplantae; Streptophyta; Magnoliopsida; Brassicales; Brassicaceae. The record is from the annotation of a GenBank genome assembly.